This is a messenger RNA of Strongylocentrotus purpuratus (purple sea urchin), 1503 nucleotides long. RefSeq names its product RNA pseudouridylate synthase domain-containing protein 1-like (gene rpusd1). Gene Ontology annotation, molecular function: RNA binding; pseudouridine synthase activity. The record is from RefSeq and is a predicted model, not a curated record. Bases 135 to 953 code for a protein of 272 amino acids. Lineage: Eukaryota; Metazoa; Echinodermata; Echinoidea; Camarodonta; Strongylocentrotidae. Gene Ontology annotation, biological process: pseudouridine synthesis. The transcript has 6 exons.
GUCAUGCCAGAGACCAUGGUUGAGUGCAGUGUUAUACAAGCCAAGUAAUUAACAGGUGAGGGCUUUUGGCCUAUAUACUGUCGAGGAAAAAUGAUCAUAAGUCCCUUUUGAACUGAGCUUGCUUGCCUGAAUGAAUGGUCAACUCAUUGUUGAACAAAGUUCAAGUCUUUCUCCGCUGGAAGUACGCUCACUUUUGGCGAGUGAACAUGGGUAUGAACUCUCCAGCUAGCAUAGAUGAUAUCAAGAUCCUGUAUAAAAGUGAGAACUUUGUAGCAGUGGACAAGCAUUAUGAUGUGAAGAUUAAUAGUGACGACCCCAAGGAUACGAUCACAGUUGCGACCCAAUUAGCUCAUCUUCAUCCAGAAUUGGUGGAUAGCAGUCUUCCUCAUAGUUUUAGAUUCAUUCACAGGCUUGACUAUUCAACCAGUGGAGCUCUAUGUCUUGCCCUGAACAAGAAGGCUGCAGCGAAUGCUGGGAAAAUGUUCAAGGACAGGAGAGUUACCAAGCGAUAUCUAGCACUGGUCAGAGGUCACGUCACGGAGGAUACCAUGAUGAUCGAGAAGGCCAUCUACCCGAACCCCGAGGAGGAUCUCAGUCACAUGAUGAAGGUGGAUGAUGGGGAGUGUCCUACCGGUACCAGGCUUCUGAGUGCCCUGACUAGACUAGAGGUGCUACAGAGAGGGGAAUAUGACAGCGAACCUGCUACUAAGCUUCUACUGCAGCUACACACAGGGCGCAGGCAUCAGCUCCGCAUCCACUGCCAGAGCAUAGGUCAUCCCAUCGUUGGGGACUACACCUAUAGCAUGCGGAAAGAUGUGAGUCCGUACCGUAUGAUGCUCUUAGCCCAUACACUCCACAUACCGAUACCAGGAGAAGACAUUGAUGUGACUGCAGAAGAUGUGUUCACACAAGACAACGAUCCCAAAUGGAUCCCAUACCAAGAGGAUAGGUAGCAUAUGCCAUGUUCAUACUUUGGAUUUUUAAAAACUCUUGUGCAAUGACUUUAGGAAAAAACGUUGGUGUGAUGGAAGAAGAUGUGUUCACACCAGCGACCAAGGUGAUAGGUAGCAUAUGUCAUGUUCAUGCUUUGGAUUUUUAACAGCUCAUGUGCAAUGCCUUCCAGGAGAAAACAUUGAUGUAAUGACAGAAGAUGUGUUCACACAAGACAAUGAUUGGAAGUGGAACCCAUACCGAGAUGAUGUGUAGCAUGUUGUGUUCACACAAUGGAUAUUUAAUGGCCAAUUUGCAAUGACUUCCAGGAGGAAGCAUUAAUGCAAUGGUAGAUGUGUUCACACAAGACAGUGAUUGGAAAUGGAUCCCAUACCCAGAUGAACGGUAGCAUAUGCUGUAUUCACAUCGCCAGUUUACAACAGGUUAUGUCGACAGACUUACACAUAUGAGGAUGACACAUUGAUAUUACUGGAGAGGAUGCUAUUACUCGAGCCUAUGAUCCAAAAUGGACUUUUUAUCAUGAUGGUUUGCGUGUAAUCUAAUUGUCAGCAG